CCGGCCAGCGGUCAAGUUCCAUCGUGAUUUGAGGUUAUCUAUAUGCCAAAGUCAAAGCAUUCACGCAAAAGCUGUCAUCGUUACUUCAACAGACUGUGAUCACCUGAAAAUUAUGUGGCUGUACAUCCCUCGAUUAUAGAGAAAUUAACAUUUUUCGUAACGAACGAUGAAAUAAGUACACCGUCGUAUUCUUUGGAAUGUUAAUAUAAAUAUAUUUGUACGCGUCGACCAACUCGAAAAUGGCACUUGUUAACAUCGAAGGAAUCGACCCUUGGCUCACGGAAUAUGACGCAUGCGAGAAGCUGUUUCGUGAGAUUAUGGAACAUCUCACUAUGCGCGAUGGGACCCCAAAGACGUCGAAAACUUACGCUAGCUUGUCAGCCAACAUAAGAUUGCGCAUGAAGCAGUACACGCGGGAAGUUCAGCAAUUAAAGUCCAAAGUGGAAGAAGCUUCUAAACUGAAAACAAUAACGUUUGAGGAAGCUGAACGUAGGACGAGACAAGUGGAACAAUUGCAAAGCAAGGAUAUUCAGUUACAAAGAUUGUACGAGCCGCGUACAAAUGACUACGUGUCGUCGCGCGCCAGCCUAUUGAAGACAGGUUCGUCAGCUUUCGCCGACGGUGGCACAACUUCUUGGGCUGCCGACGAUGAUGACGACAAACCGUUAGACGUACAAGUGUCUGUCAAUGAUCUUAUGAGUCACCAAGAUCGAGUAUUGAUAGAACAGGAUAAAGGCUUGGAAGAGUUAUGUAAAGUGAUUGUUCGCCAAAAGGAAAUUGGACAAACGAUUAGCAAUGAGGUGGAUCACCAAAACGAGGUAAUUGAUGAUCUGGCUGAUCACAUGGAGAGGACCGAUGAAUCUUUAAUCAACAAGACCCAACAGGUUCGUAAUAUUCAUUCCAAAGACCGUACAUGUGUGUACUGGAUAGUGAUACUUCUACUUUUUAUCGUUAUUAUUAUUGUUUCUUUAAUAAACUAGUAUAAUUCUAAAAUAAUAUUUUUUUACCCAAGAUUAUUU
Temnothorax curvispinosus is the source of this 1019-nucleotide messenger RNA. It is a transcript of the gene Syx8, whose product is annotated as syntaxin-8. Gene Ontology annotation, molecular function: SNARE binding; SNAP receptor activity. The record is from RefSeq and is a predicted model, not a curated record. The coding region runs from base 240 to 980 and encodes 246 amino acids. Gene Ontology annotation, cellular component: SNARE complex; endomembrane system. Gene Ontology annotation, biological process: intracellular protein transport; vesicle fusion. Lineage: Eukaryota; Metazoa; Arthropoda; Insecta; Hymenoptera; Formicidae. The transcript has 6 exons.